Coregonus sp. 'balchen' is the source of this 33424-nucleotide messenger RNA. The record is from the annotation of a GenBank genome assembly. Lineage: Eukaryota; Metazoa; Chordata; Actinopteri; Salmoniformes; Salmonidae.
AGAUGGCGAGCUGGGUCCAGGCCGCUCCUCUCCUCCCCCUGCUCCUCCUGUUUUGCCUGUCUGCAGCCGGGGGCCAGCUGAAGGAGGAGGCGGUCCUGGACUUCCCCUCCAAAACGGCCAUCAACAACGUGGUUCAGGACCCUCGGAGUGGCCGCAUCUACCUGGGCGCCGUCAACACCAUCUACCAGCUGGACGAGGCGCUGCGUGAGGAGGCCCGCACCGAGACAGGCCCCAGGGAGGACGCCCGCACCUGCACCCCACCCGUCUCGGCCUGCCAGGACACCAAGCCCACCCCUAACGUCAACAAGCUGCUGCUGGUGCACCCAGCCAACGGCUCGCUCAUCGUCUGUGGCUCCCGCUACCGGGGUAUCUGUUCCCUCCUCAACCUGACCAACGUGGAGCAGCAGCUGUACUACAGCGACUCUAAGGGAGAGAGGACCUACGUAGCUAGUAUUGAGGACGGGGUGGCCGUGGUGGGCGUCAUGUCUACAUACGUUAAAGACGGCAACACCUUUAAUGUGUUUCUAGUGGGGAAGGGCUACGGCAGCUUGGACAGCUCCAAACUCAUCAGCACCCGCAUUCUCCAGGACUACCGUGACUGGGUGGUGUUCGAGAGCAUCAUCGAGGCGUCCACCGUUCAAGCCACGCCCUUCGUGCCCAAGUACCUGCACGACUUCCGCCACGCCUUCAAAGAGGAGGGCUUUGUCUACUUCCUGUUCUCCAGGACCAUGGGAAGCACCGACAACAAGAACUUCACCUUUGUGUCUCGGCUGUGUGAGGACGACCCUCAUUACUACUCUUACACAGAGCUGCAGCUCAACUGUGGCCCGGGGAACAGGUACAACAAGGUGCAGGCUGCUUAUGUCGCGUCGCCAGGUAAAGAGCUGGCCAGGGGGAUGACAGAGUCAGGCCAGUAUGGUCAAGUCCUCCCCUGGCACAAGGUGCUGUUCAUGGUGGCCAGUCCCUAUGAUGACAGCACUGACUCGGCCCUGUGCAUGUACCCUCUAAAGGCCAUUAACGAGAGGCUGGUGGACAUCAUCAGCGCCUGUUACAGCGACUCGGGCAAGAUCGCCGGCAUCCCUGCUGUGGACAUCCCCUACUCAUCCAAGACAGACGAGUUCUGCACCUCCCGCAUUAACGUAAGUAGCUCAGCCAUUAUCAUCCACUUCAAAAGACACGUCAGAAGAGAAGAAAGAGAGUCAGUGAUUUGAAACGAAUUUCCCCUUUAAUCAAUAAUGCAAAGAUAUGACACAUUGGGUUGGAUUUCAGGCCUUUGUUUUCAGGGGGUUUCUUUUGGUCUGAAGGGAUCCUGCAGGGUAUAUCUCUCAUCUCUUUCCCUUGAAAGAUUGGUUUAAAAAGCCAGUCUGCAGUCGAAAUUAUAACAGUGUUUUUUUUGGUAAAAAAAGCUUGAAUAAAUGUAACCACUCUCAAAUUCCUAGACAGAGCUAUGGAUGCCAGGACUGACCAUCCAUGAUAUCAAAUUAUAGUUUUAACCAUGUUUUGAGGCUAUACACUGUUUGUUUACAUUUGCAAUGUUUACAAACAAUGGAGUAAAACAAGCUUAUAUUUUGGUUCUGAUGGUGUACGACAGUUGAACUAAGCUUAUGAGGCAUUUAGAAGUUAUAUUCAUCAAGAAGCAAUGGAUACAUAUAAUACAUUGGAUGGAUACAUUAAUUUGGAUACAUUAUGGAUACAUUAAUUUGGAUACAUAAUGGAUACAUUAAUUUAUAAGUCCAAAAAUGGAUGUAGCAAAUGCAGAUUGCCCCUUUAAUGGAACUAGUAGAUCUCCUAUCUCUUCUCUUUCCCUCUGCAGAAAGACACGCUGAACAACUUUAAGUGUGGGGCGGACUUCCUUCCCGCUCCGCUGGCCAGUAAGCCAGAGUUUGCCCUGCAGGCGGAGGAGGUCAUCACCAGGACGGGCCUGCUGACCGCUGUGGCCAUCGCUGUGGAGAACGACCACACUAUCGCCUUCCUGGGGAACAGCCUGGGAGAGGUGUACAAGGUAAGGAAAGGACGCUACGGAACAGGACGUGUGGUGUGGAAGAGGGGGUUUCGGGGAGGUCUACAAGAUGUGGGGCUAGGGGAGGUUGCUGGUGGACAGAUUAUUUUGUUGUUUGUGCUGUGCCCCAUUGAAGGAGCCUAGCAUGUGUUGCGAAGGAGCCUAGCAUGUGUUGCGAAGGAGCCUAGCGUGUGUUUCUGCCUGGCAGGUGCAUCUGACCGCCAACCCAGAGGUGUACAGCAGAGGACCAGGGGACACCACAGGGGAACGAGUCAACAAAAACCUAUUCUUUGACGCCAGCCACAGCCACCUGUAUAUCACCACCGAGAAAAAGGUACAGUCCUCCAUUACCGUUCUGUACAGUCUUCCAUUACCGUUCUGUACAGACCUCCAUUACAGUUCUGGACAGUCCUCCAUUACCGUUCUGUACAGUCCUCCAUUACCGUUCUGUACAGUCCCCAAUUACCGUUCUGUACAGUCCUCCAUAACCGUUCUGUAUAGUCCCCCAUUACCGUUCUGGAUAGUCCUCCAUUACCGUUCUGUACAGUCCUCCAAUACCGUUCUGUACAGUCCUCCAUUAUCGUUCUGGAUAGUCCUCCAUUACCGUUCUGUACAGUCCUCCAAUACCGUUCUGUACAGUCCUCCAUUAUCGUUCUGUACAGACCUCCAUUACUGUUCUCUACAGACCUCCAGACAGUUCUGUACAGUCCUCCAUUACCAUUCUGUACAGUCCUCCAAUACCGUUCUCUACAGACCUCCAUACCGUUCUCUACAGACCUCCCGACAGUUCCGCUGUUUGUCAGUGUUGUUGUUAUUGCUGUAGAGAGAAAGGGACAGGCCCUGUGUGUUUAUCACAGCUGGAGGAAUUCAUGCUGUUAUUGUUUGUGUUGUUGACAGUGCGAUACUAUAGAUCACCAAGGUGCCAGUUUAAAAGUGAAUUUCAACGUUACAGACAUUUCAGUGUUCCGAUAGACCUCCCGUCCUGACAUGUUUGUAUCUCUGAGGUUCCUCUGUAAUGCUGUUUAUGUUGUGGGCUGUGUCUGUGUAUUACUGCUAUAGAUCACCAAGGUGCCAGUGCAGGCGUGCCAUCUGAAAACAGACUGCCAGUCCUGUGUGUCCCUACGAGACCCCUACUGUGGCUGGUGUGUUCUGGAGGGCAGGUAAGAAAGAAGAAAGAAAGUCGCACACUCUGUAUGCUCCUAAUCAUUUAAUGCAGAGAACCAGGUAAGCAUAUCUCUCUCUCCCGUGUCCCUCUAAACAGCCCUAGAUAGGGCCUGACUCCAUCAGUGGAGUGUAGCUGUGUAUUUGCUCUAGUGUUUUAUGGCUGACAGUCCCAGAACUCCCCCCCCCCAUUGUGUUUCUGCACUACUUCCCUAUUUAUGUGGCACCGAGAGCAGUCUUUUUGUUAGGGCCAUAUAAGGAGAGCUGCACUGUAUAAGUGAUUCUGUAUAUCGGUACGGUAGCUGAUAACACUCAGACAAGAGGUCAUUUAAUGACAGGAAAUGGCUGCUAUUCAGGGUCAGAGGUCACUGUGAGACAGGAAGUAAUGUGUGACCAGCGGACAAACUGGACAGAGAGCAGUGGCUGAUGGGUGUUGGUGUUCCAGGUGUACCAGGAGGUCUUACUGCCGGCGAGCAGAGGAGAAGAACGGCUGGCUGUGGAGCCCCAGGCAGCAGUGUGUGAAGAUCGUGUCCUUCCACCCACCCAACCUCAGCUGCAAAAAGACCCAGCAGGUAGUUUACUGUACUGGGCCUUGCACUGGCAGUCUUGCCUAGAUAAGAAGUCAUAAGAAAUGUUUCCAUUUGGAAUCAGCAACCCUCUACUCUGAAACAAUCUACACUCUAUUGAUCCGGCUCAGAAAACUGAAAAUUGGCUUAUUAAAACUGAGAAAUGUGCUAGCGCUCAAAGCACCUCCUCUGACUCUGCUCUCUACCCUCUCUCUCUCUGUUUCUCUCUCAUUCUCUCCUUCUCUCUCUCUGUUUCUCUCUCAUUCUCUCCUUCUCUCUCUCUGUUUCUCUCUCAUUCUCUCCUUCUCUCUCUCUCUGUUUCUCUCUCAUUCUCUCCUUCUCUCUCUCUUGUUCUCUGUUUUUCUUCCUUCCUUUCUCUCUCUCCCCCUUUCUUUAUUUCUCUCUCUCUCACUCUCUCUCUUUCAAUUCAAUUUCAAUUUCAAUUUAAGGGCUUUAUUGGCAUGGGAAAUGUAUGUUAACAUUGCCAAAGCAAGUGAAGUAGAUGGUAAACAAAAGUGAAAUAAACAAUCGAAAUUAACAGUAAACAUUACACUCAGAUGUUCCAAAAGAAUAAAGACAUUUCAAAUGUCAUAUUAUGUAUAUAUACAGUGUUGUAACAAUGUGCAAAUAGUUAAAGUACAAAUGGGAAAAUAAAUAAACAUAAAUAUGGGUUGUAUUUACAAUGGUGUUUGUUCUUCACUGGUUGCCCUUUUCUUGUGGCAACAGGUCACACAUCUUGCUGCUGUGAUGGCACACUGUGGUAUUUCACCCAGUAGAUAAGGGAGUUUAUCAAAAUUGGGUUUGUUUUUUCGAAUUCUUUGUGGAUCUGUGUAAUCUGAGGGAAAUAUGUGUCUCUAAUAUGGUCAUACAUUUGGCAGGAGGUUAGGAAGUGCAGCUCAGUUUCCACCUCAUUUUGUGGGCAGUGUGCACAUAGCCUGUCUUUUCUUGAGAGCCAGGUCUGCCUACGGUGGCCUUUCUCAAUAGCAAGGCUAUGCUCACUGAGUCUGUACAUAGUCAAAGCUUUCCUUAAGUUUGGGUCAGUCACAGUGGUCAGGUAUUCUGCCACUGUGUACUCUCUGUUCCAAUGUGUCAAGUAAUUAUCUUUUAGUUUUCUCAUGAUUUGGUUGGGUCUAAUUGUGUUGUUGUCCUGGGGCUCUGUGGAGUCUGUUUGUGUUUGUGAACAGAGCCCCAGGACCAGCUUGCUUAGGGGACUCUUCUCCAAGUUCAUCUCUCUGUAGGUGAUGGCUUUGUUAUGGAAGGUUUGGGAAUCGCUUCCUUUUAAGUGGUUAUAGAAUUUAACGGCUCUUUUCUGGAUUUGGAUAAUUAGCGGGUAUCGGCCUAAUUCUGGUCUGCAUGCAGUAUUUUGUGUUUUUCGUUGUAUACAGAGGAUAUUUUUGCAGAAUUCUGCAUGCAGUUUCAAUUUGGUGUUUGUCCCAUUUUGUAAAUUCUUGGUUGGUGAACGGACCCUAGACCUCACAACCAUAAAGGGCAAUGGGGUUCUAUAACUGAUUCAAGUAUUUUUAGCCAGAUCCUAAUUGGUAUAUCAAAUUUUAUGUUCCUUUUGAUGGCAUAGAAGGCCCUUCAUGCCUUGUCUCUCAGAUUGUUCACAGCUUUGUGGAAGUUACCUGUGGCGCUGAUGUUUAUGCCGAGGUACAGUGCCUUGCAAAAGUAUUCAUCCCCUUGGCGUUUUUCCUAUUUUGUUGCAUUACAACCUGUAAUUUAAAUUGAUUUUUAUUUGGAUUUCAUGUGAUGGACAUACACAAAAUAGUCCAAAUUGGUGAAGUGAAAUGAAAAAAAUAACUUGUUUCAAAAAAUUCUAAGAAAUUAAUAACGGAAAAGUGGUGCGUGCAUAUGUAUUCACCCUCUUUGCUAUGAAGCCCCUAAAUAAGAUCUGGUGCAACCAAUUACCUUCAGAAGUCACAUAAUUAGUUAAAUAAAGUCCACCUGUGUGCAAUCUAAGUGUCACAUGAUCUGUCACAUGAUCUCAGUAUAUAUACAGUGGGGGAAAAAAGUAUUUAGGCAGCCACCAAUUGUGCAAGUUCUCCCACUUAAAAAGAUGAGAGAGGCCUGUAAUUUUCAUCAUAGGUACACAUCAACUAUGACAGACAAAUUGAGAAUGUUUUUUCUCCAGAAAAUCACUGUAGGAUUUUUAAUGAAUUUAUUUGCAAAUUAUGGUGGAAAAUAAGUAUUUGGUCACCUACAAACAAGCAAGAUUUCUGGCUCUCACAGACCUGUAACUUCUUCUUUACGAGGCUCCUCCACUCGUUACCUGUAUUAAUGGCACCUGUUUGAACUUGUUAUCAGUAUAAAAGACACCUGUCCACAACCUCAAACAGUCACACUCCAAACUCCACUAUGGCCAAGACCAAAUAGCUGUCAAAGGACACCAGAAACAAAAUUGUAGACCUGCACCAGGCUGGGAAGACUGGUUUGAAGAAAUCAACUGUGGGAGCAAUUAUUAGGAAAUGGAAGACAUACAAGACCACUGAUAAUCUCCCUCGAUCUGGGGCUCCACGCAAGAUCUCACCCCGUGGGGUCAAAAUGAUCACAAGAACGGUGAGCAAAAAUCCCAGAACCACACGGGGGGACCUAGUGAAUGACCUGCAGAGAGCUGGGACCAAAGUAACAAAGCCUACCAUCAGUAACACACUACGCCGCCAGGGACUCAAAUCCUGCAGUGCCAGAUGUGUCCCCCUGCUUAAGCCAGUACAUGUCCAGGCCCGUCUGAAGUUUGCUAGAGUGCAUUUGGAUGAUCCAGAAGAGGAUUGGGAGAAUGUCAUAUGGUCAGAUGAAACCAAAAUAGAACUUUUUGGUAAAAACUCAACUCGUCGUGUUUGUAGGACAAAGAAUGCUGAGUUGCAUCCAAAGAACACCAUAACUACUGUGAAGCAUGGGGGUGGAAACAUCAUGCUUUGGGGCUGUUUUUCUGCAAAGGGACCAGGACGACUGAUCCGUGUAAAGGAAAGAAUGAAUGGGGCCAUGUAUCGUGAGAUUUUGAGUGAAAACCUCCUUCCAUCAGCAAGGGCAUUGAAGAUGAAACGUGGCUGGGUCUUUCAGCAUGACAAUGAUCCCAAACACACCGCCCGGGCAACGAAGGAGUGGCUUCGUAAGAAGCAUUUCAAGGUCCUGGAGUGGCCUAGCCAGUCUCCAGAUCUCAACCCCAUAGAAAAUCUUUGGAGGGAGUUGAAAGUCCGUGUUGCCCAGCGACAGCCCCAAAACAUCACUGCUCUAGAGGAGAUCUGCAUGGAGGAAUGGGUCAAAAUACCAGCAACAGUGUGUGAAAACCUUGUGAAGACUUACAGAAAACGUUUGACCUGUGUCAUUGCCAACAAAGGGUAUAUAACAAAGUAUUGAGAAACUUUUGUUAUUGACCAAAUACUUAUUUUCCACCAUAAUUUGCAAAUAAAUUCAUUAAAAAUCCUACAAUGUGAUUUUCUGGAUUUUUUUUUCUCAGUUUGUCUGUCAUAGUCGACGUGUACCUAUGAUGAAAAUUACAGGCCUCUCUCAUCUUUUUAAGUGGGAGAACUUGCACAAUUGGUGGCUGACUAAAUACUUUUCCCCCCACUGUAAACCUGUUCUGAAAGGCCCAGAGUCUGCAACACCUCUAUGAAAGGGCACCACCAAGCAAGCGGCACCAUGAAGACCAAGGAGCUCUCCAAACAGGUCAGGGACAAAGUUGUGGAGAAGUACAGAUCAGGGUUGGGUUAUAAAAAAAUAUCUGAAACAUUUAACAUCCCACGGAGCACCAUUAAAUCCAUUAUUAAAAAAUGGAAAGAAUAUGGCACCACAACAAACCUGCCAAAAGGCAUGUGGGAGACUCCCCAAACAUAUGGAAGAUGGUACUCUGGUCAGAUGAGACUAAAAUUGAGCCUUUUGGCCAUCAAGGAAAACGCUAUGUCUGGCGCAAACCCAACACCUCUCAUCACCCCGAGAACACCAUCCCCACAGGCUAGAUGUGCCAAGCUUAUAGAGACAUACCCCAAGAGACUUGCAGCUGUAAUUGCUGCAAAAGGUGGCUCUACAAAGUAUUGAGUUUGGGGGGGUGAAUAGUUAUGCACGCUCAAGUUUUCUGUUUUUUUGUCUUAUUUCUUGUUUGUUUCGCAAUAAAACAUAUUUUGCAUCUUCAAAGUGGUAGGCAUGUUGUGUAAAUCAAAUGAUUCAAACCCCCUAAAAAUCCAUUUUAAUUCCAGGUUGUAAGGCAACAAAAUAGGAAAAAUGCCAAGGGGGUUGAAUACUUUCGCAAGCCACUGUAUGUAAAGUUUUUUGUGUGCUCUAGGGCAACGGUGUCUAGAUUUACAUUUACAAUUUUUUUUAGAUGGAAUUUGUAUUUGUGGACCUUUUUUGGAACACCAUUAUUUUUGUCUUACUGAGAUUUACUGUUAAGGCCCAGGUCUGACAGAAUAUUUGCAGAAGAUCUACGUGCUGCUGUAGGCCCUCCUUGGUCUCUCUCUCUCUCUCUCUCUCUCUCUCCCCCCUUAUCUUAUGUACUCUGUCUUUCUCUCUCUCAGGUGGAGAUCAACGUGCCCUCCCUCCCCUCCAUCGGGCAGGCAGACCGUCUGCGCUGUGUGUUCCCCUCCUAUAUGAGUGACGCCACCAUGUCCUCUGGCCAGGUCACCUGUGCCCUGCCCAACCCUGUCUCUUUACCAUCCACAACUGAACACCAGGGUAGGACAUGACACUCAGCCUCCACUGUCACUGUAGUAUGGGUCAGGAGUUCUUCCUAGAAAAAAAGGAGCUAUCUAGAACCUAAAAGGUUUCUUCGUCUGUCCCCAUAGGACAACCCUUUGAAGAAUCCUUUUUGGUUCCAGGUAGAGCCCUUUUGGUUCCAGGUAGAACCCUUUUGGUUCCAGGUAGAACCCUUUUGGAUUCCAUUUAGAACCCUUUCCACAGAGGGUUCUACAUCGAACCCAAAAGGGUUCUACCUGGAACCAAAAAGGGUUCUCCUUUUUGUAGGCUGUAUCUACCUAGGGACCAGAGUAUUUCCUUGUCAGGUCAUGUAGUCAGGAAAGACUCCUGGUCCUAUAUAGCUACAGUGGGGAGAACAAGUAUUUGAUACACUGCCGAUUUUGCAGGUUUUCCUACUUACAAAGCAUGUAGAGGUCUGUAAUUUUUAUCAUAGGUACACUUCAACAGUGAGAGACGGAAUCUAAAACAAAAAUCCAGAAAAUCACAUUGUAUGAUUUUUAAGUAAUUAAUUUGCAUUUUAUUGAAUGACAUAAGUAUUUGAUACAUCAGAAAAGCAGAACUUAAUAUUUGGUACAGAAACCUUUGUUUGCAAUUACAGAGAUCAUACGUUUCCUGUAGGUCUUGACUAGCUUGCACACACUGCAGCAGGGAUUUUGGCCCACUCCUCCAUACAGACCUUCUCCAGAUCCUUCAGGUUUCGGGGCUGUCGCUGGGCAAUACGGACUUUCAGCUCCCUCCAAAGAUUUUCUAUUGGGUUCAGGUCUGGAGACUGGCUAGGCCACUCCAGGACCUUGAGAUGAUUCUUACGGAGCCACUCCUUAGUUGCCCUGACUGUGUGUUUCGGGUCGUUGUCAUGCUGGAAGACCCAGCCACGACCCAUCUUACUGAGGGAAGGAGGUUAUUGGCCAAGAUCUCACGAUACAUGGCCCCAUCCAUCCUCCCCUCAAUACGGUGCAGUCGUCCUGUCCCCUUUGCAGAAAAGGAUCCCCAAAGAAUUAUGUUUCCACCUCCAUGCUUCACGGUUGGGAUGGUGUUCUUGGGGUACUCAUCCUUCUUCUUCCUCCAAACACGACGAGUGGAGUUUAGACCAAAAAGCUCUAUUUUUGUCUCAUCAGACCACAUCACCUUCUCCCAUUCCUCCUCUGGAUCAUCCAGAUGGUCAUUGGCAAACUUCAGAUGGGCCUGGACAUGCGCUGGCUUAAGCAGGGGGACCUUGCGUGCACUGCAGGAUUUUAAUCCAUGACGGCGUAGUGUGUUACUAAUGGUUUUCUUUGAGACUGUGGUCCCAGCUCUCUUCAGGUCAUUGACCAGGUCCUGCCGUGUAGUUCUGGGCUGAUCCAAACAAAGGUUUCUGUACCAAAUAUUAAGUUCUGCUUUUCUGAUGUAUCAAAUACUUAUGUCAUUCAAUAAAAUGCAAAUUAAUUACUUAAAAAUCAUCCAAUGUGAUUUUCUGGAUUUUUGUUUUAGAUUCCGUCUCUCACAGUUGAAGUGUACCUAUGAUAAAAAUGACAGACCUCUACAUGCUUUGUAAGUAGGAAAACCUGCAAAAUCGGCAGUGUAUCAAAUACUUGUUCUCCCCACUGUAUAUCUUACUGAGCUCUGUAUGUUAUGUGGAUUUCACUGCAACCUGUAUCUUCACCAAUCACAAGGACACUCAUUUGCGCUGUUCCUCUCUGCCCGUAGAUUUCGUGUCGGUGCCCAUUAAGAUCUUUGUGAACGAGUCGGUGGAGCUGGCAACCAGAGAGUUCAAGUUCUACAAUUGUUCAGCCACUGUGAGGAAAGCAGAAAACACACCGUGAGUUAACUCUCUGAACUGCUCACUGUGCCUACAACCUUGAUGGAAAUGAAUAGCAGCAUGUGAACAAAUGAGAGAAGGUUUUCUAUUAGUAAAUUGUGAUUCAUGACUGCAAUUGAAUGCACCUCUUGCAUUUUGACCCUUUUUUAUUACCAACCGGAGGAAAUUACUUCAGUUUCCUUUUCAUUAAUCAAAAAAUGAAAGUCCAUCUCCGACGUAUAUGUUUUUUUUCUCUCGCUGCUUCCUGCGUUGUUUUUUCAUCCGGAGGAAGCAUGUGAUAAAUGAGCUUUGUUUAUCGGAAGUUAAAGAGAUAUAUUUACCAUCAACAACAUGGGUACUGUUAUAGGAAUACUAUCACAGGUUUACAUGUUUUUAAAUGAGAGUGCCUCCCUGCUUUGGACGUGUGUCUUAGGUGUAUGUCGUGUGUGGCCAGUCCAUGGGGCUGCCAGUGGAACACCCAGGACCACACCUGCCAGGACAUGGAUGACACUGUGUUGGGCCCUCAAAUCAUCAAACACAGACAGGUAUGUGCUCCAUUAAAUGUGUUAAUAUACAUUAAGAUUUGUUGGAGUCAUAAGCUUUUGUAUGGAAUAUCAAUUUGCAUGUCAGCAGAUGCUUAAGAGAACUGACAAAUGAUCAUUCUGGAUGAGAGUUUGUCUGCUGAAUUUUCGAAGUACAAAAAUGUACAUUUCAUUUUCAUCUCUGUUUAGGGAGCAAGGUGUCCCCAGUUUGAGAACCCUGACCCUGUGCUCAUUCCUGUUGGGUUCAAAACCACCAUCAGCUUCGAGGGCAUCAAUCUGGAUGUGUACCAGGUAAAUGAAAACAUUUUAAUGUUUUAUAUACAGUGAGGGAAAAAAGUAUUUGAUCCCCUGCUGAUUUUGUACGUUUGCCCACUGACAAAGAAAUGAUCCGUCUAUAAUUUUAAUGGUAGGUUUAUUUGAACAGUGAGAGACAGAAUAACAACAAAAGAAAUCCAGAAAAACGCAUGUCAAAAAUGUUAUAAAUUGAUUAGCAUUUUAAUGAGGGAAAUAAGUAUUUGACCCCCUCUCAAUCAGAAAGAUUUCUGGCUCCCAGGUGUCUUUUAUACAGGUAACGAGCUGAGAUUAGGAGCACACUCUUAAAGGGAGUGCUCCUAAUCUCAGUGUGUUACCUGUAUAAAAGACACCUGUCCACAGAAGCAAUCAAUCAAUCAGAUUCCAAACUCUCCACCAUGGCCAAGACCAAAGAGCUCUCCAAGGAUGUCAGAGACAAGAUUGUAGACCUACACAAGGCUGGAAUUGGCUACAAGACUAUCGCCAAGCAGCUUGGUGAGAAGGUGACAACAGUUGGUGCGAUUAUUCGCAAAUGGAAGAAACACAAAAUAACUGUCAAUUUCCCUCGGCCUGGGGCUUCAUACAAGAUCACAACUCGUGGAGUUGCAAUGAUCAUGAGAACGGUGAGGAAUCAGCCCAGAACUACACGGGAGGAUCUUGUCAAUGAUCUCAAGGCAGCUGGGACCAUAGUCACCAAGAAAACAAUUGCUCACACAAUACGCCGUGAAGGACUGAAAUCCUGCAGCGCCCGCAAGGUCCCCCUGCUCAAAAAAGCACAUAUACAGGCCCGUCUGAAGUUUGCCAAUGAACAUCUGAAUGAGUCAGAGGAGAACUGGGUGAAAGUGUUGUGGUCAGAUGAGACCAAAAUGGAGCUCUUUGGCAUCAACUCAACUUGCCGUGUUUGGAGGAGGAGGAAUGCUGCCUAUGACCCCAAGAACACCAUCCCCACCGUCAAACAUGGAGGUGGAAACAUUAUGCUUUGGGGGUGUUUUUCUGCUAAGGGAACAGGACAACUUCACCGCAUCAAAGAGAUGAUGGACGGGGCCAUGUACCGUCAAAUCUUGGGUGAGAACCUCCUUCCCUCAGCCAGGGCAUUGAAAAUGGGUCGUGGAUGGGUAUUCCAGCAUGACAAUGACCCAAAACACAUGGCCAAGGCAACAAAGGAGUGGCUCAAGAAGAAGCACAUUAAGGUCCUGGAGUGGCCUAGCCAGUCUCCAGACCUUAAUCCCAUAUAAAAUCUGUGGAGGGAGCUGAAGGUUCUAGUUGCCAAACGUCAGCCUCGAAACCUUAAUGACUUGGAGAAGAUCUGCAAAGAGGAGUGGAACAAAAUCCCUCCUGAGAUGUGUGCAAACCUGGUGGCCAACUAUAAGAAACGUCUGACCUCUGUAAUUGCCAACAAGGGUUUUGCCACCAAGUACUAAGUCAUGUUUUGCAGAGGGGUCAAAUACUUAUUUCCCUCAUUAAAAUGCUAAAUCAAUUUAUAACAUUUUUGACAUGCGUUUUUCUGGAUUUCUUUUGUUGUUAUUCUGUCUCUCACUGUUCAAAUAAACCUACCAUUAAAAUUAUAGAAUGAUCAUGUCUUUGUCAGUGGGCAAACGUACAAAAUCAGCAGGGGAUCAAAUACUUUUUUCCCUCACUGUAACUGUUAUAUAUGUUUACUGCUGUUAGGUUUACAAUUAGACACUCUUAGAAUCUAUGAAAGUUAAAAGAACAGUAGGCACUAGUUAGUGAUGAAUCAGACUAUAGUAACAUUGAGUUGAACCCUUGAUUACUGAGCCUGUAUAAAGCUAACCCAUCUGCUCCUCUGAAGGACCGGGCGUUCACCAUCGGCACAGAGCUGAUGGGGAACAUGAAGGAGGACGUCAGGUCUGAAGACGGGCCCUUCUACAGUUUCAAAGGUUUUAAUGUACGUCAAUAAUGCUUAUUGAUCCACACCUAUCAAUAGUAGCUUUCACUUCACUCCAUCUAAAAGAGGUGAAGGGUUCAUAAGGUGUUGCUUGGUCAUGAUAUUGUAUUGUAUGGUCACUUCACCUGGUUUGUGUCAGUCAGUUUGAUAUUAUAGCACCCCCUCAUGGACAAAAAACCCAAUGUUAUUUCUACAUCCUCAAACUGCAUUUUCUGUGAUUGGAAAACUUAUUAGAAACAGUACAGAUAGUUAUUUUCAGACAUUGAUUUCUUCUGAUGUUUCUGAAUGGUUGCCAAAGUGUGUAAGUUAUGAAGAGAUCUUUUCUCAGGCACGAUUUGGAAAUGUGAAGUGUCAUUAAUCGCUGUAUUAAUAAUUAGUCGGGUUGCCGUUUCUAGUUUUCCUUCGAUAAGUCACAGGAGACCAACGUUCUGUUCUACGUGAAGGACAAAGAGACGGGCAAGAAGAUAGACAGCACGCUGAAUGGUAAGUGGUACAUCCGAAUAUGCAGCCCUGUUGACAACAUCCCAAAGGAUCAUGUGGACAUAAAAUGACAAUUGGGGAAGCCUUAUUUGGUAAAGUGAUACAUUAAUACACUGAUACAUUUACUGACAUACUCUUUGCCAUCAUCUAAGUGAAUUGGUCCAAAACCAUUAUUGUACUACUGAUGGCCCAGUGGCAUGUAAAUGAAAUGACAGAAUAGCCAUAGUAUUCUAAGGCAUCCCUCUCCUCUUCCUUCACAGUGACCCUAUAUAACUGCUCAUUGGGCCGGGAGGAUUGCAGCCUGUGUAAGAACGCUGAUCCUAAGUACAGUUGUGUGUGGUGUGCCAAGAGGAAGUCGUGCGUCUAUCAAAAGCUGUGUAUUGACCAGGCCACAGAGGACCUACAGGACACAGAGUGCCCUGACCCACAGAUCACUGACGUGAGUAGCACCCACAGUACAGUAGUCAUCUCUUAACUCUAUACUAAUAACCUAUCUUUGAACCUGCAACAUUAUCGACUGUUGAUUAUCACUGACUUACUAGAUAUUUUGAUGUUCUCUUCAUUGAUUGGUCUAUUUUAUCUCCCGGUAGCUACUGACGAUGAGAUCAGUUCAUAGUCUGUUCAUUUGCUAUUGAAUGCCCACACACAAAAGAGGCACCUCUGAUCAAUUGUCAAUUCUAAAGACUGGGCUACAGUCCUGAACACAGUCUUUCACAGACUGUGGGGUCACGUUCUGCAUGUCUUUGUGUCUUAUUUCAUGGUGCUACUCUAUAAACUACUGUGUACACUUUAAUCUAAAAGUGGUAGGGAAAUGUAUAGUAAUCUAAAAGCCUGUAAUCUUAGAUCUGUUCCCCAAUUCCCCCUCCCAGAUCAUCCCUCGCUAUGGGCCCAUGAAGGGGGGCAUCUCUGUCACCAUCAAGGGCUCCAACCUGGGCAUCCACAAGGAGGACAUCAAGGCCAUCAGUGUGGUGGGGGUGUCCUGUAUACACCAGGAGGAAAAAUACACUGUCUCCACCAGGUAAUACACAGAAUGACACCCUAUUCCCUUUAUAGUGCACUACUUUUGACCAGCGGCCCAUAGGACACACCCACAGUCACCCUUUCUCCGAGUGUGUUGAUGGAGAACUGAAGGGGUUGUACUGUAAAAUGUUGUGUAUUCUGGAAUGUACUGUGCAGUUGCUGUCCUGAAACAACCCUAAAUGGAGGUGGCCUCUGUAAAUGGAGAUGACCUACCCAAAUGUACACGAGCACUCUAAAAUCUCUUCCAUCCUCUCUGGUUUCCAGUGUGGUGUGUGAGAUCGGCCCCUUGGACCUGCUGAGCACCAACUGGGGGCAGGUGGAGGUGGAGUUGGAGGGAGGGAAGAGAGGAACGUCCUCCGCUUUCUUCACAUACCGGGUAGCUAACCUACCACACUCCUUCACUUCAGGAUGGGAGGAUGGACUCAUGAAGUGUUUACCUGAUUUGGUUAUGUUAUCACCAUUGUUUUAUUUUCAAUUUCCCAGCUAUACAGACGCUGUAUUAAAGAGCCUUUUAUCAGUACGCAUGAAGGGCAUGUCAUUUAAGUGUAAUAAUAUUCUGUUGAAUAAGCUACUCUGGUACUGCCACAUUACACUGGCAGGUAAUGCCCAGUGCGAUAAGAUGAAAUUGCGUUUUGUGUAUUAUAUUAGAAGGUGUGAUACGACGCUUCUAUUUCCUCUGGUGCCUUAACAGGGUACGCUGAAGCAAUUUGACUGUCUUUCUUUAUCUCACACGGCUAAAGCUUCCCCACAGGGGACCGCUCCGCCUAACUGUUUACUCAGCAAAUUGAAGGAAAUGCGUGUGGGUGGGUGGGUGGGCGGGUGGGCGGGUGUGCGUUUUGAAAGCCUUGUGGGAGAAGAAAUGAGACAUGAAUAGGAUGACAGAGCGUGUUUUCUUACAUGGUCCUCCAGGACCCCAUAGCCCGCUCGGUUCACCCCGACAAGGGCUCCAAGGCCGGGGGCACUGUCAUCACCAUCUCUGGCUCCAACCUGGACACAGCCACCAGGGAGGACAUCACCGUCACCGUCGGCGGGGUGGUGUGCACUGUGUAAGUACUGCUGCAUCCUGGGAAAGGAACUAGUAUUGGGCAAGGUUGCGGUGGUCUGGUCACUGGUCAUCUGGAUGUGUUCACGUUCAGCCAACUCUUUAGCAUGAUAACGUGCAACAGGAAACGUGUUGUAAGCUUAAGUGUGUACAGAUCUAGCAAGCAGGGUUGAUGCAUUGAAAAUCAAGACAUUAAUUGAACAUUUGGCCAUGAUUUUAUUUAAUAAGAAAGCCCGGUAAUUACCUAGCUGUCAUGGUUCUGCCAUGUUAGUCUCCUGUGCACCAUGAUCCCGGUUGACCCCUAGUUCUGAGUGGUCUGUGUCCCUGGCUGACUGUGUCCCUGGCUGUGUCCUUGUCUGCAGGGUGACAUUUGGUGCGGACAUCAUCUGCAGGAUGGGAGAGUACCGGGCAGACAAGGUCCCCUCUGACCUGCUCAUGGUCACGGUAAAGUAUGGGAAGAGUACCACCACGGCCGUCCCCACAGCCUUCCAGUUCUGGGAGAACCCCACCAUCCUGGACCACCACCCCAAGGGAAGCUUUGUGUGGUGAGUAUCAGACCUCUAGAGACAAGAAGCUAUUCUAGAGGCGUUGUCUACAUUGUCUCACAACUCCAUCUGCACUGAGACGAGAUGCGUUAGAAUGAUGCCACCUGUCGUAAGACAAUGAAAGCUUCCCUAGUGUAGUUUAAUGGCAUUCAAUUUCCAACACACCUGGCUCCCUCUCCAUGACAACAGUUUGUAGCAUCAAUGAAAUGUGAAUGUGAGCCCCUCUGUGGGUUAAAAUCAUUCCUUUUGUCCCUUUGUUAUGGUGAUGUUGUUUCAGUGGUGGGAGGACCAUCGUGGUGACAGGAUCUGGGUUUGACCUCAUCCAGAAUGCCAUCAUGAGGGUCCAGGCCUUGGCAGAAGAGUGGUCCGGCAUGAGUCCUACUGAGGCAUGGAUUAAUCUCUCUCUCUUUCUCGUUCUCUGCCUCCCCCCCCCCCUCUCUCUCUCUCUCUCUCUCUCUUUCUCUUUCUCUCUCUCUCUCUCUCUCUCUCUCUCUCUCUCUCCACCACUGGCAGUGUAUCAGUUUAUCUGUCAAUCAAACCACAGUCACUCCAGCUCAGCCCUAAACCUAAAAUCCUAAACCACCCCUCUAUCUCAACCACAUAUGGACUGUUAAAUUGCUCCUCAUAAACUAACUUUCAGUGAUCAGGAAGAAAGAUGCCAUAGGCCUGCAUUACGGCCUCAUUCAGGCAGCUUCAUUAUAGACCAUAAUUCCUUAAACCUGGAAGAUUGCAUCAAAAAAGCUCUGAUUCAUCCAGAAAUAAUCAAGAGAGUUUGACUUAAUGUCACACAAUCCACCCCGAGCUGCUGUAGGGGCUUCGCAGAUGCAGACUCCUGCUCCCUGAUGCCUUGGGCGGAAUAAGCAGCGAUUUGAUGCAUUUCAUUUAGAGGCUAAAUUUAAUAGAGGAAUUAAGGUUCCAGCAGAUUACGUGUAGGCAGCUCUGCUCUGUUCUGCUCCUCUCUCUCUCCCUGGGUGGCAGGGACUUGGGGCCGGGGACUUAGGGGAACUUGGGGCCUCACAAACUGGUGACUGAUAAAGUUUACUUAUUAAAGACCUUGUGUGGUUGAAAUCAGCAUCUUUCCGUGGUAAUAUUCUGUAUAUUCUGUCCAUUCUGAACUGUAUAUAACUGCCUUAAUGUUGCUGGACCCCAGGACAGCAGCUAAUGGGGAUCCUUAGUCAAUACAAAUACAAACUAAACAUUUAUUAUAAACUGGGUGGUUCGAGCCUUGAAUGCUCAUUGGCUGACAGCCGUGGUAUAUCAGACCGUAUACCACGGGUAUUACAAAACAUUUAUUUUUACUGUUCUAAUUACGUUGGUAACCAGUUUAUAAUAGCAAUAAGGCACCUCGGGGGUUUGUGAUAUAUGGCCAAUAUACCACGACUAAGGGCUGUAUCCAAGCACUCCGCGUUGCGUCGUACGUAAGAAUAGCCCUUAGCCGUGGUAUAUUAGCCAUAUACCACACUUCCUCUGACCUUACUGCUUAAUGUAGGCCUAUAGUGGUUCUAAAAUGUAUGUGUCUUGGAAUGAGCAUAGUAUGAUGGUUAAAGAGUAUAGAUGAAAUCAGACAUCCAGAAAUGUAUACCUUUGAUGGGGAAUGGCAAUUCAGUUGGAAAGAAUCCCAUACUGUCUUGUUUUCACAUAGUGCCACAAAUGUUAGGAAAAAACAAGAACAACACCAUUAUGUUGAAUCUCACCUCUGUAUUUAUACAGUAACAGUAUGCUAUUCAGUGUGGUCUCACCCUAAAGAUACAUCAAGUUACUGAUUAACAAAACAAGCACAUGCCACAUCUAUUUAAUUAUGUGUGUCUCACCUCUCCUCCUCUCCUAGUACCUCCAGGAGGCUCUGAGUAAGAACGACACGGUUCUCCAGUUCCUGUCCCCUGCCGUCAACAGGUCCUAUGAGACCCAGGUGUUCAGGACCUUCAUCCAGCUGGACAACUGGGUGAGGGAGCUCAAGCCCUUUGACUACCACCCCAACCCUGUCUUCAACCCCCUCACCAAGAAGUUAAUCACCGAGACCUCCAUCAUCAUCGUCACUGUGAGUAGUAGAGGCUCACUACUGAUAGGGUCUUUCUCGGAUGUAGUACUCGAAAUUAUGAAAUUAGAAGACUAUGUUAAGAUUUGGGCCAGGAGUUUUUUACCUGACCAUGUGAGCUGACCUAUUAUACAGUGCAUUCAGAAAGUAUUCAGACCCUUUGACCUUUUCCACAUUUUGUUACGUUACAGCCUUAUUCUAAAAUUGAUUAAAUUAAUUAUUUUCCUCAUCAAUCUACACACAAUACCCCAUAAUGACAAAGCGAAAACUGAUUUUCUGAAAUCUUUGCAAAUUUAUUACAAAUAAAAAACAGAAAUACCUUAUUUACAUACGUAAAUGAGGUCGAAGGAAUUGUCCGAAGGGCUCCGAGACAGGAUUGUGUCGAGGCACAGAUCUGGGGAAGGGUACCAAAAAAUGUCUGCAGCAUUGAAGAUCCCCAAGAACACAGUGGCCUCCAUCAUUCUUAAAUGGAAGAAGUUUGGAAACACCAAGACUCUUCCUAGAGCUGGCCGCCCGGCCAAACUGAGCAUUCGGUGAGAAGGGCCUUGGUCAGGGAGGUGACCAAGAACCCGAUGGUCACUCUGACAGAGCUCCAGAGUUCCUCUGUGGAGAUGGGAGAACCUUCCAGAAGGACAACCAUCUCUGCAGCACUCCACCAAUCAGGCCUUUAUGGUAAGAGUGGCUUCCGUGGCCAGACGGAAGCCAUUCCUCAGUAAAAGGCACAUGACAGCGCGCUUGGAGUUUGACAAAAGACACCUAAAGGACUCUGACCAUGAGAAAUCAGAUUCUCUGGUCUGAUGAAACCAAGAUUGAACUCUUUGGCCUGAAUGCCAAGGGUCACGUCUGGAGGAAACCUGGCACCAUCCCUACGGUGAAGCAUAGUGGUGGCAGCAUCAUGCUGUGUGGAUGUUUUUCAGCGGCAGGGGGACUAGUCAGGAUCGAGGGAAAGAUGAACAGAACAAAGUACAGAGAGAUCCUUGAUGAAAACCUGCUCCAGAGCGCUCAGGACCUCAGACUAGGGCGAAGGUUCACCUUCCAACGGGACAACGACCCUAAGCGCGCAGCCAAGACAACGCAGGAGUGGCUUCGGGACAAGUCUCUGAAUGUCCUUGAGUGGCCCAGACAGAGCCCGGACUUGAACCCAAUCGAACAUCUCUGGAGAGACCUGAAAAUAACAGUGCAGCGACGCUCCCCAUCCAACCUGACAGAGCUUGAUAGGAUCUGCAGAGAAGAAUGGGAGAAACUCCCCAAUACAGGUGUGCCAAGCUUGUAGCGUCAUACUCAAGAAGACUCAAGGCUGUAAUCGCUGCCAAAGGUGCUUCAACAAAGUACUGAGUAAAGGGUCUGAAUAUUUAUGUAAUUUCUAAAAACGUGUUUUUGCCUUGUCAUUAUGGAGUAUUGUGUGAAGAUUGAUGAGGGAAAAAACAAAUGUAAUCAAUUUUAGAAUAAGGCUGUAACGUAACAAAAUGUGGAAAAAGUCAAGGGGUCUGAAUACUUUCCGAAUGCACUGUAAGGUACAACUAGGGUACAACUAGAGUUUUUCCAGUUCAGGUUACAUGUUCUGGAAAAAGUCCUGGUCGCAGUUAUAUUAAUCUUGAUCUAUACAAUAAUCCCAUUCUCUACGGUUUCCAUGGUAGGGCCGAGGCUUCUCCAAGGCCAUGACAGCCAAGGAGGCCCAGGCGUUUGUGGGGGACGUCCCCUACUUUGUCAACACCCUCCAGGAUGACAAGCUGUUCCUGGACCCCCCAUCCAGCCAGCCCCGGGCCCGCUCCAAACGCCACCGCAGACGCAGAGACACCAGCUCCGACCCAUUGGACCUGCUAGUGAGAAUACACACACACACACACACUGGACCACACAGAUACAUUGAUCUGUCUUUGCUAUCUUUUAAUUUAUCUGCAGUUUCCUAAAGAUGGGUAAUUAAAUUCUGCCUGCCAAAAUAGUUCCAGAGUAAUUUGGUGUCAGGGCAACUUAAUGUUAAAAGUUGCCAAUAUUGUUUUGAAGGCAUUCUCCUAUCUACAGUAUUGAUAAUAAUGAUCCUGCUGUAACCUGUGUGUUCCAGAUUAAGUUUGGGAAUGGAGAGUGGGUGGUGGGCUCGGUGCACUACGAGAGGAAGAACGAGGUGUCUCUAUUAAUCAUCCCUGCAGUCAUCGUCCCCAUGCUACUCAUCAUCCUCAUAUCUAUCUAUUGCUACAGGUAGGCUACAGUACACCAUACCGUCUUUCUCCAUGCAUGUGUGGGCGACAACUUCAGUUGGUGUCACGGAUCCAAGCCAGCUGAAUGAUGCACACUUGACAGAAAUGUACAAUGUUACAUGAGUUAGAGUGUAUGUUGGUGUCGGUUUUUGUCUUUGCUCAUUGCUGUGUGUGUGUGUUGUAUGCACAGGAGGAAGAGCCAGCAGGCUGAGAGAGAGUAUGAGAAGGUGAAACACCAGCUGGAGAAUCUGGAGGAGAGUGUACGAGACCGCUGCAAGAAAGAGUUCACAGGUACUACAUUAUAACCACAGCUGUUAAGCAUAACUGUCUAAGGCCACCAAGGGUCUUCAUUACACUUCAUUAUACUUAAUUAUACCUUCCUUAUACUUCAUAUUAAGUACUUCAUCUACACAUCCAUACAUCUAAGUAUCUUUAUUGAGACAUGAUUUAUAGAUAACACAUGACUUACUUGACUUAAACCCUUUUGCUCUUUGGGGAGCAUAGGUCAUUCACAAACUUCCUCCAGUGGGCUCGGUGUUGGGCGGUUUUUUGUGCUUCUUUCAAGGAUGAUCCUGCAUCUAUAAGUUCUGCCUCCACAGAGCUUCUCCAACUGGUUCUGGGUCUUCCAAGUUUCCCUUUUCCCUGUGGGUUCCAGGUUAGAGCUUGACUAGUCGUGUUGGUGGGUGAUUUCCUCAAGCUGUGCCUGAUCCAGCCCCAUUUCCUACAUUUUAUUUGAGUGUCAAUUUGUUCUUGCUGUGUGAUUUCCUAGAGAUCUUCAUUCCUUAUGGUGUUAGGCCAGUAUAUUCCCAGGAUGUGUCUUAGGCAUUUGUUUAUCAAAGUUUGUUGCUUGUGGCUCAUGUGGUUCUCCAUGUUUCUGUUCCAUAUAGUUGGAGUUGAAGAUGCGUAGUUUGUUUCGUGUUGAUAUUUGUUUUGAGAUCCAUAUUUGUUUUAGAAUUAGAAAUUAGGUUCUUGCCUUUCCUAUUCUUGUUUGUAUAUCUUUGUCAAUUCCUCCAUCUUUUCCGAUGACGCUUCCCAGAUAAGUGAAUGUGUCCACUUCCUCCAUGUACAUCUCCGUCCAGGUUUAUGGUGUGGUCCGUGUUUUGAUUCAUGCUCAUGACCUUGGUUUUUGACUUUUUGAUGUUGAGUCCAGUGGUAAUUGUGCUAGAAGCCAGUUUUGAGGUUUUGUUCUGCAUCUGUUGUUUUGUGUGUGAUAAGGCUACUAUGUCAUCGACCAAGUCUAGUUCAUCUAGUUGGGACCAGAGGGUCCACUGUAUACCGAGGUUUGGUCCUGUGGUGGUUUCCUUCAUUAUCCAGUCGACUGCCAUGAGAAAGAGAAGGGGGGACAGCAGGCAACCUUGUCGAACUCCUGUGUUUAUGAGGAAGCUGUCAGUGAGGUGUGUACUUCUCGGCAGGAUGACUGUAGGUAGAGCUGUUGGCUGAUGUUGCUGAACUCCUUUGGUAUGCCGUAGUGUGCCAUGAGCUUCCACAAGGUUUCUCGGUCCAGACUGUCGAAUGCUUUUUAAUAGUCAAUGAAUGUGAGGAGUAGAGAUGUGUUCCAGUCUGUUCAACAAUGAUGCAAAGGGUGGCAAUGUGGUCGGUACAUGAUCUAUCUUGUCGGAAUCCUGCUUGUUUGUCUCUUAGUUCUUUGUCCAAUGCUUUUGAAAGGCUUUCCAGGAUGAUCCUGCUGAAUGCUCUUCCUGGCAUGGAUAAAAGCGUUAUGCCCCUGUAGUUAUUGCAGUCUCUGAGGGUGCCUUUUUUGGGAAACUUUACCAGGUGUCCAUUCGCUUGGUACUUUUUCUUCAUCCAAAUCUGUCCCAGAAGUUGGAGCAGCAUUUCGGUUGCUUUCUCGGAGUCUGCUCUGACGGCUUCCGGAGAUAUUCCAUAAUGUCCUGGUGAUUUUCAUUUUUUUCAUUUUUACUGGGAAGUUUUGCUUGAUAUUAAUGGCACAAAAGUAACUCACUCACUAGAGGAUUGCACCACAUAAUAACACUAUUACUCUAUUAAAGGUGUUUAAAGCAGCAAUCCUUAAUUGAAACACUGGCAAAGUGUACUCCCCGCCACAGUUUCAGUAAAAAGCUGAGGGAUGGGGCUGGAGAAAUGCAACCACUCUCAGAUCGAUAGACUACGCUUUGGAUGCAAGAUCUGACCAUCCAUGAUAUCAACAGUGGUUAUUUAUGGAGGACUAAAAGUGCCACAAUUAAAUAAAUAAAUACACCAUUAAAUAAUUACUUAAAUGUGUCAUUAAUUAAUUCAAAUUAGAAUUAAAUACAUAAAUGUGUAAUUAAAUGUAUCAUUAAUUAAUUCAAAUACCGAUUCAUUUUAUGUAAAAUACAUAUAUAAUUAUUUCACUAUUUACAUUUACAUUUCAUGAUCCUGCAUUGCAGUGAUUCAUGAAUUACUUAAAACUGUCAAACUGACCCAUCAAAGUCAGUGGGCGGGGCUAACGCGAAUCUAGUCUGAUCCAUUGCUUUGGUCUGAAGUAGAGUAAGCCAACCUGGAUAGAGACAAUGGAGGAUCUCCGUGAACUUUCCAGGGAGUUGGUUAGAGACAUUUUAAACUUAGCAGAGGAUGUAGAAGCAGGACCUGCUGACAUUAUCCGGAAUUGAUUUGUCUUGGCUUGAUGCAGAGGGUAACCAAUCAGGCGUUAGGAUCCGCCUACCAACUUUUGAUGGGUCAGUUUGACAGUUUUAAGUAAUUCAGGAAGCACUCCAACGCAGGACCAUGAAAUGUAAAUGUAAAUAGUGAAAUUAUUAUAUAUGUAUUUUACAUAAAAUGAAUCGGUAUUUGAAUUAAUUAAUGACACAUUUAAUAACACAUUUAUGUAUUUAAUUCUAAUUUUAAUUAAUUAAUGACACAUUUAAGUAAUUAUUUAAUGGUGUAUUUAUUUAUUUAAUUGUGGCACUUUUAGUCCUCCAUAGUUAUUUACAUUUCUUUUGUUUACAAACAUUGGAGUAAAACAAGCUUAUAUUUUGGAUGAUUUAUAUAUACACUAGAUGACUGAUAGGGGUGCUGUGUUGAAGCCACCGUGCCUCCAUCUUGGCAAUCCCCUAUCAUUGUAAAAAAUGUUUUGGAAGCUAUAUAAAUGCAUUUAUUAAUUAAUGUCUGCAUUCGUUUUGCCACGUUUAUUAUAUUACAGACACCUUAAAGCAUACUUUAAAAAUAUAUUAUGUGAGCUAAACAUACAAAUAAACAUAUAGAAAAACAUAUAAUUUUUAGAGAUUACGAAUGUUACUGUUCCCACUACAACAACAAAAAAUGUGGAGAAUAACAUUAUUUCAAUCCCACGUGUGAAUCUGCAAUUACACAUGUGAAAGCAAGAUUUUCACAGUUGGAGUUUUCUUACAUGUGAAACUGAAAAUGUUUUCACGUGUGAUUGAUUUUCACAUGUGAACUUGCAAUUCCACAUGUGAAAGUGAGAUUUUCACAUUUUGAGUUUGUGAAACAGCAAAAUGUGAUUUUCACAUGUGAAUGGAUUUCACAUGUGAAACUGCAUAUCCGAUUUCCACAUGUAAAACCGUAAAUUUCACAUGUUAUUCUCCUCACAUGUGAAGAAAGGUGGUGUAAACAUGUGAACUCUAAAUUUAAUACAUGUGAAAAUAUGGUUUUACAAGUUAAAUUUAAGCUCAACAUGUGAAAAAAGCAAUUUGACAAAUUUGACAUGUUUUUCUUGUAAGGGAGUAUAUGUUUACUGUAUGUUGCUGUACAGUCUCAGGAUGAGAACAGAUGUUUAUUUUUCUCUCCCCUGUCAGACCUGAUGAUAGAGAUGGAGGACCAUACCAACGACCUAAGCGAGGGGCGAAUCCCCUUCCUGGACUAUAAGACCUACACAGACCGCGUCUUCUUCCUGCCCUCCAAGGACGGGGCCAAUGACGUGAUGAUCACAGGCAAGCUGGACAUCCCUGAGGCACGGAAGGCUAUCGUGGCCCAGGCCCUCAACCAGUUUUCCAACCUGCUCAACUCCAAGACCUUCCUCAUCAAUGUAAGGCACAUUGAGCCUAGCCAAAUAAUAUCUCUGGUUGUAUUUCAAUAGUCUAAAGUGGCUUUCUCUUCUUGUUUCCCUGAUCUUAAUCUGCACUGAUCUAAAAAACAGAGGAAAGGUGAAAACUGUGUUAGAUGCCUGUUGGAUAUAUUGGAGGCUUGUAUAUGUUUUAUGCCUGUACCAGUCCAAUCUGUUCAUAAUAGAGCAGAUUAAGGAAAUUAGACAUGGAGAGAUGGCUAUUUCAAAUUAUUGAGAUCCCCCUUCCAUUGUUUGAGGUGGAAGAUUUAGCAACAGUUUAUGUUAACUGGAUUAUCAUUAACUGGAUCUUCUGUCAAUCUCCACUGUGUGUGUAGUUCAUCAAGACGCUGGAAGGCCGUCCAGACUUCAACGCCCGGGCCAAGGUGUACUUUGCCUCCCUGCUGACAGUGGCUCUGCAUGGGAAGCUGGAGUACUACACUGACAUCAUGAGAACCUUGCUGCUGGAGCUCAUGGGGAACUAUGUCGACAGCAAGAACCCCAAACUCAUGUUACGCAGGUCAGGGGUAUUACUCUCUAGCUUUAGGUCUUGUUCUGGUAGCUCUACCUAUUGUAACUUAAGUUCUGGUAGCUUAAGUUUUGGUAGCUUUAGUUUUGAAAGCUUUAGUUUCGAUAGAUUUAGUUCUGUUAGCUUUAGCUCUGGUAGCUUUAGCUCUGGUAGCUUUAGCUCUGGUAGCUUUAGCUCUGGUAGCUUUAGCUUUGGUAGCUUUAGUUUUGGUAGCUUUAGUUUUGGUAGCUUUAGUUUUGGUAGCUUUAAUUUUGGUAGCUUAUGUUUUGGUAGCUUUAGUUUCGGUAGAUUUAGUUCUAGCAGCGUAUGUUCUGGUUUCCCUGGCAGCAAACAUCACACUAACCAGCCAGUGGCUUGUCCAUUUGGCCAAUGUCUCCAACUCUGGUAUUGUAGUUCACAGCAGAAAGGAGUUCCUGAACAGAGCUCAGUUGUCUAGUAUAACAGAACCAGGGGUUGUGUAAUGUGAAAUGUCAACUGUGCUCAGCAGUGUUUGAGUGGCUGUGCUAUAGCGCAACGUGUGUAAUUAUCCCCAAUGGAGGAGCUAAUUAUGCUGAUGAGUCCAUUGUGCUAACAUCCUCCACAUACAUAUGACUGUUCAUUGGAUGUGCUAAUGCCAAACAAUAGGCCCUGUGAAUGGAGAGUGGGUUCAGCAGUUCAUGCUAAAGGUUGCUUUGUAUUAGUAUUGUGAGAUGUGUCAGUCACUCCUUUGUUUUGUACUGUAGGUCGGAGACCGUAACAGAAAUGUUGAGAUGUGUCACUCAGCCCUGUGUGUUGUCCUGUCUGUAGGUCAGAGACCGUUGUGGAGAGGAUGCUGUGUAACUGGAUGUCCAUCUGUCUUUACCAGUUCCUCAAGGUGAUGGCAUGACAAUCUUUCAUUCAAUACAGUGAGGGAAAAAAAGUAUUUGAUCCCCUGCUGAUUUUGUAAGUUUGCCCACUGAAAAGAAAUGAUAAGUCUAUAAUUUUUAUGGUAGGUUUAUUUGAACAGUGAGAGACAGAAUAACAACAAAAACAUAUUAUACAUUGAUUUGCAUUUUAAUGAGGGAAAUAAGUAUUUGACCCCUCUGCAAAACAUGACUUAGUACUUGGUGGCAAAACCCUUGUUGGCAAUCACAGAGGUCAGACGUUUGUUGUAGUUGGCCACCAGGUUUGCACACAUCUCAGGAGGGAUUUUGUCCCACUCCUCUUUGCAGAUCUUCUCCAAGUCAUUAAGGUUUCAAGCCUGACGUUUGGCAACUCGAACCUUCAGCUCCCUCCACAGAUUUUCUAUGGGAUUAAGGUCUGGAGACUGGCUAGGCCACUCCAGGACCUUAAUGUGCUUCUUGAGCCACUCCUCUCCAGAUCUUAAUCCCAUAGAAAAUCUGUGGAGGUUCGAGUUGUCAAACGUCAGGCUCGAAACCUUAAUGACUUGGAGAAGAUCUGCAAAGAGGAGUGGGACAAAAUCCCUCCUGAGAUGUGUGCAAACCUGGUGGCCAACUACAAGAAACGUCUGACCUCUGUGAUUGCCAACAAGGGUUUUGCCACCAAGUACUAAGUCGUGUUUUCCUGUUCAAACAAACCUACCAUUAAAAUUAUAGACUGAUCAUUUCUUUGUCAGUGGGCAAACGUACGAAAUCAGCAGGGGAUCAAAUACUUUUUUCCCUCACUGUAUGUUGUUGAUAUGUCAUUAGUAUGUAUGUAUGUGUGCGUUUAGGAGCCUCCUGAGUUAAGAAAAACAUUAUUUUGUGGUAAUUUCAUAUUAUGUGAGGAGUGUCAGAUGUAACAAUGUACCGAGUGUUCUGGCUGCACUCUGUCUCUGUGUGUUGUCAACAGGACUCCGCAGGAGAGCCCUUGUACAAACUGUUCCGAGCCAUCAAGCAUCAGAUAGAGAAAGGUCCAGUAGACGCCAGAGUGAAGAAGGCCAAGUACACCCUGAACGACACGGGCCUGCUGGGAGACGAUGUGGAGUACUGCGUCCUGGUGAGUGACACCACACCGUUACCACGGUUACCCCCGCUCACACGCUCGCUCGAAUCUCGCCCCCUGACAACCGCUGCUACUGCGAUUGUGUUCAUCUGAGUCUGUUCUGACUGCCUUUUCACUGACUGUCCUGACCGCAAUUAUGUGUCGCAUCCAUGAACCCUUUUAUCUUUUUAUACUGCGCCUACACUGUAGCAAUUCAAUACCCUUUUUGUCAUGUUAUACUGUGCCGACCUACACUGUAGCAAUUCAAUACCCUUUUUGUCAUGUUAUACUGUGCCUACCUACACUGUAGCAAUUCAAGACUUGACUCACUGUACAUAGGCUACCUUAGAAAGAAGUGUUUAACUAUGUUUUGCUAAUGCCAGAUAAUUAGAGCUGUCUCCCUAAACAGAGAAACCCUGUGGUAAUUCCUUUUUCAAGGACAAUUAUCAAAUUAUACACAAUCACAGAUCCUGUUGCGGUUGCUCGCAUCCUGUGAUUCAUUGAGUUGAAGAAGAAUGACACAAAGUAAUUACAUAGUCUUCUACAACAGACUUUUUCAAUUACAAAGAAUCCGUUGUAUAAUCUGUAGUGUCCCUAUCGAGUGGUCAGUUUGUUUGGAUUCAGUCUGAGCUGUGAGCUGGGUCACCUGGUCAGAGUGACCGGAGUGAGUCCCUUGCUGGCAGCUGCUCGUUAGGCAGCCCUUGACGAGGUGACAGCACCUGUCAUGUGUCAAAUAUUACCACCUGCCUACAGUAGUUGCCAUGGUAACGUUGCCACAGCAGGCUCACCUCAUGGUAUUGGCUCUGUUCCUCCUCUCAGACUCUGCAGGUGCUGGUGCACGGGGAAGGGCCAGAUGUGACGCCCGUCAAGGUGUUGAACUGCGACACGGUGUCCCAGGUGAAGGAGAAGAUAAUCGAGGCAGUGUACAGGAAUCUGCCCUACUCACAGAGACCCAAGGUGGACAGCGUCACUCUGGGUGAGAAGAGAACACACACACUCCACACACACACAGUCAGUAUUCCAAACCAUGUGUUGUGAAGAUACUGCAUAUGAAUACAUUAACAUCAGCAAGUCUGAAACAAUUGGCACCAUCUAGUAAGUGGAGUGGUGGUGGAUGUCAAUAUAUUUGAGUCAUUAUGGGUGGGUGUUCUAAGCUGCUGUUCUUGCCCCUGCCACAGAGUGGCGCCCUGGUUCCACAGGGCAGAUCCUGUCAGACCUGGACUUGACAUCCCAGAAGGAGGGCAGGUGGAGGCGCAUCAACACCCUGGCCCACUACAACGUGAGUCUUCUAGUGACUGAUCCAUUAGAUGUCAGAGAGAAGCCCUAAUUCUGCUCUUUACUGGAUCAAUAAUGAAAGAAUAACACAGACAAUGCCCAAUAAAUGCCCCAAUAAUGUGACAGUGGCACUAUCUAAUCAAUGGCAUGGAAUAUGAAUUAGGUCCUGAGACCCAAUGACAAUCAGCUGACCUGAGUGAGGUGUAUAUUGUGUCCUAGCUGAACACAGUGUGUGUGUGUGUGUGUGUGUGUUUUUUUUUUUUUUCAGGUGCGAGACAACGCUACUCUAGUCCUGUCCAAGGUUCUUCACCCUCAACAGAACUAUGACCAGAACCAGGAUAACCAAGAGGAGAGUAAGUGAUCACUAUGAGAUGUUAUGAGGGGUCAUGCAUGCUUAUGAAAGUCUAACAAUGCAUUAUAACCACAUGAUAAUGCAUUAUAUCCGCUGGCUUUAAAUAAUGUGUUACUGAAAAGUAAAAUAAUUGGUCUCUACUCUCUCUCUACUAGGAAACUCCUUGUUGGACGAUGACAAGGUGUUCCAUCUGGUUCGGCCUGAUGAGCUGGAUGAGAUGAAGUCUAAGAGGGGCAGCAUGAAGGACAAGUCCAUGACCAAAGCAAUCACUGAGAUCUAUCUCACACGACUGCUCUCUGUCAAGGUAUAACUACACUACCAGGCAUAACUACAGUACUGUACGUACAACAGUUAUAAUAAGGUUAUAUGAGGACAAGUCCAUGACCAAAGCCACCAAGGAGAUCUGUCUCACACCACUGCUCUUUGUCAAGGUGGGCCUGCCAUGUUUCAGUACAGUUACAUUUCAUUCAAUAAAGAAAGGGAUCUUUGAGAUUCAUUCUCUAAGAAAAGCUCUUUGAGGAUGCUAUGUGAUAAUAAGUGAUGGUCAGUCUUCGAACAAAACUUUGUUUGUAGGUUUGAAGGUGUGCGUCAAUGACGCAACCUUGCUUCAUAGAUACAGUGUGUAAAUGACUGGGUCGCAGGUAUCAGGCUGCACUGAGGUACUUGGCAGCUCCCUACCUCUCUGCCCUGCCUCACACUGUGUCUGUUGGUCUGCCUCCUUCCAGGGAACACUGCAGCAGUUUGUGGAUGACUUCUUCCGCAGCGUGUUGUGUUCCGGGGCGGUGGUGCCACCCGCCAUCAAGUACUUCUUUGACUUCCUGGACGAGCAGGCGCUCAAACACGAAAACGUAGAUGAGGAGACCAUCCACAUCUGGAAGACCAACAGGUACACACAUACAUGGACACAUGCAUACACACACAUACAGUGAGGGGAAAAAGGUAUUUGAUCCCCUGCUGAUUUUGUACGUUUGCCCACUGACAAAGACAUGAUCAGUCUAUAAUUGUAAUGGUAGGUUUAUUUGAACAGUGAGAGACAGAAUAACAACAAAAAAAUCCAGAAAAACGCAUGUCAAAAAUGUUAUAAAUUGAUUUGCAUUUUAAUUAGGGAAAUAAGUAUUUGACCCCUCUGCAAAACAUGACUUAGGCAAUCACAGAGGUCAGACGUUUCUUGUAGUUGGCCACCAGGUUUGCACACAUCUCAGGAGGGAUUUUGUUCCACUCCUCUUUGCAGAUCUUCUCCAAAUCAUUAAGGUUUCGAGGCUGACGUUUGGCAACUCGAACCUUCAGCUACCGCCACAGAUUUUCUAUGGGAUUAAGGUCUGGAGACUGGCUAGGCCACUCCAGGACCUUAAUGUGCUUCUUCUUGAGCCACUCCUUUGUUGCCUUGGCCGUGUGUUUUGGGUAAUUGUCAUGCUGGAAUACCCAUCUACGACCCAUUUUCAAUGCCCUGGCUGAGGGAAGGAGGUUCUCACCAAAGAUUUGACAAUACAUGGCCCCGUCCAUCGUCCCUUUGAUGCGGUGAAGUUGUCCUGUCCCCUUAGCAGAAAAACACCCCCAAAGCAUAAUGUUUCCACCUCCAUGUUUGAUGGUGGGGAUGGUGUUCUUGGGGUCAUAGGCAGCAUUCCUCCUCCAAACACAGCGAGUUGAGUUGAUGCCAAAGCGCUCAAUUUUGGUCUCAUCUGACCACAACACUUUCACCCAGUUCUCCUCUGAAUCAUUCAGAUGUUCAUUGGCAAACUUCAGACGGGCCUGUAUAUGUGCUUUCUUGAGCAGGGGAACCUUGCGGGCGCUGCAGGAUUUCAGUCCUUCACGGCGUAGUGUGUUACCAAUUGUUUUCUUGGUGACUAUGGUCCCAGCUGCCUUGAGAUCAUUGACAAGAUCCUCCCGUGUAGUUCUGGGCUGAUUCCUCACCAUUCUCGUGAUCAUUGCAACUCCACGAGGUGAGAUCUUGCAUGGAGCCCCAGGCCGAGGGAGAUUGACAGUUAUUUUGUGUUUCUUCCAUUUAUGAAUAAUCGCACCAACUGUUGUCACCUUCUCACCAAGCUGCUUGGCGAUAGUCUUGUAGCCCAUUCCAGCCUUGUGUAGGUCUACAAUCUUGUCCCUGACAUCCUUGGAGAGCUCUUUGGUCUUGGCCAUGGUGGAGAAUUUUGGAAUCUGAUUGAUUGAUUGCUUCUGUGGACAGGUGUCUUUUAUACAGGUAACAAGCUGAGAUUAGGAGCACUCCCUUUAAGAGUGUGUUCCUAAUCUCAGCUCGUUACCUGUAUAAAAGACACCUGGGAGCCAGAAAUCUUUCUGAUUGAGAGGGGGUCAAAUACUUAUUUCCCUCAUUAAAAUGCAAAUCAAUUUAUAACAUUUUUGACAUGCGUUUUUCUGGAUUUCUUUUGUUGUUAUUCUGUCUCUCACUGUUCAAAUAAAUCUACCAUUAAAAUUAUAGACUGAAGGUGUCUUUGUCAGUGGGCAAACGUACAAAAUCAGCAGGGGAUCAAAUCCUUUUUCCCCUCACUGUACAAACCCACUUCCUGAGAUGACUCUCUUAGAAGCACACUGACUAAGUAAUCAGUGUACGGAAUACAAAUGUAAAAGUACUUCUAUCUCUUCUGCAUUCUCAAUCUGAGUACAUAAAUUACUGUCAAGUUGGUUAAAGCUAAAGUAUUUAAUACAAUGUGUUGCAUAUAGAUGUCAGUGAUUGACUUGGCGAUGGGAGAUGAGUGAUUUAAUUAUGCUACACAACAUUCAGUUGGCGUGUGUUUGUUUUGUUUAUCAAACCAACCGGGGCCUCUUGGAUUAAAUAUGAAUGUGUGUAUCAGCCAUAACGACAAACAAACAUGGUAAUUACGUCCCCAGCUAAUUUAAUUGUACCAUUAUAUAAUUUUUUUUUUUUGCCGUUGUUUUCUGAAUGUCCCAGGAGGUGUUGCAAGCCAAGAUGAAUUCCUAUGCUAGUCUGUCUCAGUCGGCGCAGCCUUUAAAGUGAUCAGGGAGAAGUACUCCUGAUCUAUUUUAGCCUUGUUUGAUAUUCCGGACCAACCCUGUAUUGGAGGAUUUGUAUGGACCUGUGUUUGGAAUGCUGAUUAGCACGCUUAUUUACUUAAACAUUCUUUAAGUGUAGUUUACUUAUGUUUUGAAGAUACAGAAUAUUUGAAAGAUAAAGUUUUGCCGUUGGUUUGGCAUGCCUGAUGCAUAUGCUCAUUAAUUUGGACGAAAACAACCAGUUUUCAUCAUUGGCUUGUACUAUUAUUUGGUUCCACUGAAUGGUGAAGAUGUGUUUAUACUCUACGAGGUCUGGACUACUGCUGGUUUCUGCUUCUACCUGAUAAUUAAUUGCACCUACCUGGUGUCCCAGGUCUAAAUCAGUCCCUGAUUAGAGAGGAAGAAUGAAAAAAGUAGUGGAACUGGCUUCGAGGUCCAGAUUAGAAUCUUUGAGUGCUGUUGUAGAUUGAUAGUUGGGAGUUAUUCUUGACCCCCUCCCCACCAGUUUGCCUCUGAGGUUCUGGGUGAACAUCCUGAAGAACCCUCACUUCAUCUUCGACGUCCACGUGACGGAGGUGGUGGAUGCAUCGCUAUCCGUCAUUGCUCAGACCUUCAUGGAUGCCUGCACCAAGAGUGAGCACAAACUCAGCAGGGUGAGUCCAAGGGGAAGGGGGAGGAGGAGAGGGAGGAGGAGUGGGAGGAGUAGGAGAAGGAGGGGGAGGGAGAUGAGGAGGAGGAAGGAGUAAGAGGAGGGGGAGGAGGAGGAAAAGGGGGGAAUAGGAGGAAAAGGAGAGGGAGAAGGGAGAUGAUGAGGAGGAGGUAAAAAUCUCUUGAAAGUUGUUUACCUCUGUGGUGAGGUAAGAGAUAAGAGAACAAUAUUAUGAUUAUCAUAUUUUUUUUAUCUCCCCUAGGACUCUCCAAGUAACAAACUACUCUAUGCAAAGGAGAUCUCCACCUACAAGAAGAUGGUCGAUGAGUACGUAUCGUCAGCAGUUCCCAAUAACCUAAACAAUUUGUUUAGAUUCUUGCUACCAAUGCUGUUAUAUUGUGGGCUUGCAUUGACGCUUGUCAGUAUGUAAUGUAUAGAGAUGAUGAUCUUAUCUCUGUCUGUGUCUAGUUACUACAAGGGCAUCAGACAGAUGGUAUCAGUCAGCGACCAGGACAUGAACACUCAUCUGGCAGAGGUGUCUCGGGUAAGAAACACCUUUCUCUCUGCCUUCUAUCUAUGGUAGCGUGGCACCCUAUUGCCUAUAUAGUGCACUAUUAUAGUGGACUACUUUUGACCUGCGCCCUAUGGGCCAGGUCAAAAGGCUGCUGGUCAAAAGUUGUGCACUAUGUAGGGAAUAGGGUUCCAUUUGGGACACAUACUAUACCUCUGUGGUAUUAGUCUUAGUGGUGCACUAUUCUAGACGUUAGUGAUGGUAAAGCCAAUCAUAGACGUGGUUCGUUCUGCUCUAAGAUUGUGUGACUCAAGCCAUGAUUUGUCUGUUGUUAAGAUGCAUCUCUGAAUCGUAUGUUGCAUCUCCCAGACUCAUACAGACAAACUCAACAUACAAGUGGCUCUGUAUCAGCUCUAUCAGUACGCGAGCAAAUACUACGAUGGGGUAAGAGGCCAUUCACUUUACAUUCCAGGGAGAAUGCUGUGCAGAACUGCUUUUUUCUUCUUCAUAUUUUCAAAUCGUUAAAGCGAUUCCAAAUACUUUUAAUUGAAAGUAGUUCUGUUGUACUCUCUCUCUGUCUCCACCCUCUCUGUCUGUCUCUCUCUACCGGUCUCUUUCUCCAUCCCCCCUCUCUCUCUCUCUAUUCCUCUCUCCCAACCAUCCCUCCCUCUCUCCCCGUCUCCCUACAGAUCAUCCAGUCCCUAGAUGAGGACCCGGCAGCCCAGAGUAAACAGCUCACCCUGCGGCUGCAGCAGAUAGCAGCCGCCCUGGAGAACAAAGUGACAGAUCUCUAACCUACUGGAGGGGCCAGGGAGAUGGAGGGAGGGAUGGAGGGAGAUGGUAUCGUGCCGCCAGUGUCUAUAGGGGCUUAUUUCUGCUGGCAAAGGAGAGAAAAACAGAGAAGGGGGCCUCACAGGGCCUUGAUGUUGAUAAUGUUGACACCUUCAAUCCAGCAGGCCCAGAA